Telopea speciosissima is the source of this 1404-nucleotide messenger RNA. RefSeq lists its product as uncharacterized. The transcript is spliced from 4 exons. The coding region runs from base 1 to 1404 and encodes 467 amino acids. Lineage: Eukaryota; Viridiplantae; Streptophyta; Magnoliopsida; Proteales; Proteaceae. Gene Ontology annotation, molecular function: zinc ion binding. The record is from RefSeq and is a predicted model, not a curated record.
AUGGUCCGGGAAAAGAACAAGGAAAAUGCUUAUGUGAGCCAAUACCAGAAUGGAUGCAAAUCUGGACAUGAGAUUGGUGGAGUCCCUAUAGGGGCAUUUGGUGGAGUGUUAGUGGCUGCUGUUUCAGUUGAUGGAAAUAAUGGCAUAUUUUCUGUUGCAUAUGGUGUUGUUCAAUCUGAAGACAAAGACAGUUGGCUAUUCUUCCUCUGUCACUUAAGAGAGACCCUGGAGAGGAAUAGAGAUACAGUCACAGCCCCUGAUAUACCAAUCACAUUUAUGACAGACAAACAAAAGGGUCUUAUUGAAGCAAUAUCAAUCAUCUACCCUGAAGCAAACCAUAGACACUGCAGUAGACAUUUAUACAAUAACUUCAAGAAGCAUUUUGGAGGUGGGCCAGCAUUGAGGGGUUAUUUCUGGGCUGCCAUGUAUGACUUUCAGAAAGCUAUGAAUGGGAUGAAAGAAGAAAAGAAAGAAGCUUAUGAUUGGUUGAUGAAGACUCCAGUUCAGAUGUGGGCAAGACAUGCAUUUGAUCAUAGAGCCAAAAGUGAUCACAUAACCAACAAUAUGACUGAGUCAUUCAACCAGUGGAUUGCACCCAUACGGAGCAAACCAAUCCUUACAGUGAUUGACCAAAUUAGGCUGAAGUUGAUGUGCAGGCUACAUAAAAGGUUGGUGAAUGGCUGCAACUUUCCUGAUGUCCUGACUCCUAGGAGUUCCUCUAAGCUUGAAAGUUUACAAAAGAAUGUGAGGUUUUGCAGACCAUCAGUUGCUGGAGGAGACAAGUAUGAGGUACAAGAUGGCUCUCAUAGGUAUGUGGUUGACCUAGGAAAUCUAACAUGUGAAUGUGGGAUCUAUAUGGCAACUGGGUUACCAUGUAGACAUGUAGGUGCAUGCACUCAAUUUAGCAGGGUUCCAGUCCGGCACUAUUGUCAUGCAUAUUACACAACAAAGACAUAUCUCUUGGCUAAUGGGGGAGUAAUUGAUCCAUUAUCUGAUCCUAAUACUUUGGAAGAGACUAAUCUACUUCCUCCACCACUAAAGAGGUCAAUUGGCAGACCAAAUAGAUCAAGGAGGAGGGAACCUGAUGAAGCCCGUAAAGAAGAUAUAAGGAAGAGGUCCACCACUGUUAGAUGUAGUAAAUGUCAUUCCUUUGAUCAUAACAAAAGGACGUGCAAAGGAGGACCAGUAAAAGGCAAGAGACCAUCUACUUCAAAAACUAUUGGUGUCAAGAGGAAAGCAAGUACUGAUAUACAUGCUGAUACUACACCCUCUCAGAGGGUAACCAGAUCAUCUCAACAAUCUUCUACAUCUGCACUUACUACUGAACAAGAUAAGGUUCAGAAAAGAAUGGAAGUCAAGGCUUCUAAACUGAAGGCAAAGAGAGAUGGCCAAACAAAGCCAUAA